Nothoprocta perdicaria is the source of this 3570-nucleotide messenger RNA. RefSeq names its product OTU deubiquitinase 7A (gene OTUD7A). Gene Ontology annotation, molecular function: cysteine-type deubiquitinase activity; K63-linked polyubiquitin modification-dependent protein binding; DNA binding. Bases 104 to 2842 code for a protein of 912 amino acids. The record is from RefSeq and is a predicted model, not a curated record. Gene Ontology annotation, biological process: protein K63-linked deubiquitination; protein K48-linked deubiquitination; protein K11-linked deubiquitination. The transcript is spliced from 11 exons. NCBI's taxonomy places the organism in Eukaryota, Metazoa, Chordata, Aves, Tinamiformes, Tinamidae. Gene Ontology annotation, cellular component: cytoplasm; nucleus.
AUGGAUACCUUCUAGCGAGUCCUGCAGCGAGUCUAGCGAGUCCUGCAGCGAACCAGUGAGUCCUGCUGCUGCUGCGUGCCCGGCAGCAGCCCUACAUGAGCCCAUGACUCUUGAUAUGGAUGCAGUCCUGUCAGACUUUGUUCGGUCCACAGGGGCAGAACCAGGUCUGGCAAGGGACUUACUGGAAGGCAAAAACUGGGACUUGUCRGCAGCGCUGAGCGACUAUGAGCAGCUGCGGCAGGUGCAGCCGGGCGGGCUCCCGCGCGUGCUCGCCGAGGGCCCGCGCUGCCCGCAGCACGAGGCCCCGCAGCCGCCGCAGGUGACGAAGGCCGAGCGACCCUGCCUGCAGCGGCAGGACGACGUUGCUCAAGAAAAGCGACUUUCUAGAGGUAUCUCUCAUGCCAGCUCAGCCAUAGUCUCUCUUGCUCGAUCACAUGUAGCAAAUGAAUGCAACAAUGAGCAGUUUCCUUUGGAGAUGCCCGUCUACACAUUCCAACUACCUGAUCUUAGUGUGUACAGUGAAGAUUUCAGAAGCUUCAUUGAACGUGACUUAAUUGAGCAGGCAACAAUGGUGGCUUUGGAGCAAGCAGGACGACUGAAUUGGUGGUCCACGGUGUGCACAAGUUGCAAACGUCUUCUUCCCUUGGCUACAACAGGUGAUGGAAACUGCCUCUUGCAUGCUGCCUCUUUAGGGAUGUGGGGAUUUCACGAUCGGGACCUUGUCUUGCGUAAAGCGCUCUACACUAUGAUGAGAACUGGAGCUGAAAGGGAAGCCCUGAAAAGAAGAUGGAGGUGGCAACAGACUCAACAGAAUAAGGAGUCGGGCUUAGUAUAUACAGAGGAAGAAUGGGAACGGGAAUGGAAUGAACUGCUCAAGCUGGCAUCAAGCGAACCUCGCACACACUUCAGCAAAAACGGAGGCACUGGUGGCGGGGUCGAUAAUGCUGAAGAUCCAGUGUACGAGAGCUUGGAAGAGUUCCACGUUUUUGUCUUAGCCCAUAUUUUGAGAAGACCCAUUGUUGUAGUAGCAGAUACGAUGUUAAGGGACUCAGGGGGAGAAGCRUUUGCACCUAUACCUUUUGGAGGAAUUUAUUUGCCUCUCGAAGUUCUACCGAACAGAUGUCAUUGCUCACCUCUUGUCCUUGCCUACGAUCAGGCCCAUUUCUCUGCUCUUGUUUCCAUGGAACAGAAAGAUCAACAGAGAGAACAAGCGGUGAUCCCCUUGACUGACUCUGAACACAAGCUGCUGCCUUUGCACUUUGCGGUGGAUCCCGGGAAGGACUGGGAAUGGGGGAAGGACGACAAUGACAACACCAGGCUGGCCAAUUUGAUUCUGUCUCUUGAGGCAAAGCUUAACCUCCUGCACAGCUAUAUGAAUGUAACGUGGAUACGCAUACCGUCUGAAACACGGGCCCCUUUGGCUCAACCAGAAUCCCCUACAGCUUCUACAGGGGAAGAUGUUCAGUCUCUGGCUGACUCAAUGGACUCAGACCGAGAAUCUAUCUGUAGUAAUUCCAAUGGCAAUAAUGGCAAAAACAGUAAAGAAAAAGAAAAGGACAAACAGAGGAAAGAUAAAGACAAAAACAGGACGGAUUCAGUUGCCAAUAAGAUUGGAAGCCUCAGUAAAACGCUGGGAAUUAAGUUGAAAAAGAAUAUGGGUGGUCUUGGAGGCCUGGUGCACGGCAAAAUGAACAGAGCCAAUUCAGGGAAUGGGAAAAAUGGGGAUGCUGCAGAGAAGGUCAAAGAGAAGAAGUCUAAGUCUCGAAAAGGGAGCAAAGAGGAGACAGGACAGUCAGCGAGCAGCCCUCCCUCUGAAAAGACCACCCCGUCUCCUACUGACAAGGCUGGCAACUCGCCCAUUGACAAGAUGAACGCUAAARGCUUCUCUGAUAAGCAGCCUGACCCGUGGAAAUACAGCACUGAUGUGAAACUCAGCCUCAAUAUUCUGAGAGCUGCCAUGCAAGGGGAACGCAAGUUUAUUUUUGCUGGCCUCCUUUUGACCAGCCACAGGCAUCAGUUCCACGAGGAGAUGAUUGGCUACUACCUGACCAGCGCACAGGAGCGGUUCAACGCGGAGCAGGAGCAGAAGAGAAAGGACGCUGAGAAAAAGGCUGCACUGAAUGGGUCAUCCGGCAGGAAAACGGAGCCAGAAACAUAUUCAAAGGAAAAGCUAGAAACAUCUCCUCAGGAUAGGGCAUCACCCGUCUUGCCUCAAAGCCAUACAACUCAACUGGUUUUAAAAUUUAAAGAUCGCACUAGUCCCAUUCCGGGGUCAUUUUCUUCACCUAGUAACGGUGCUAAGAAAAGCGGACCCAUUCCGGUUUCUGCCCACUAUAGCCAUACACCACCCAUCCAACGACAAAGCGUCAUCCACUUGCAUGAUGUCAACUCCAAGCCAUCGAGCUUCCAAGAUGAUACCUAUAAGCCAGUGGUUGGCACGUUAAAAACCUGUGCCACCUACCCCCAACAAAACAGAUCGCUGUCUUCACAGAGCUAUAGCCCGGCCCGGAUAUCUGGUAUCCGCACAGUGAACACGGUGGAAUCGCUGAGCUAUGCCAUGCCCACGGAACACAAGUCUCAGACAUACACAAAUGGGUUCAAUACUGGUGAUAUCAGAGACAACUUAGAAUACGUUGAUGAGGAUGCUCCUCAAACCUGGUUGAACAAUGAUAAAAAUCAAGGCAGAAGCACAGUUUGCCCAAUAUAUUCCAUCCAGCAGAACCGCUGUAAGAAGGAGAACUGUUCCUUUUAUGGUCGUCCGGAGACUGAAAAUUACUGUUCAUAUUGCUACAAAGAGGAGUUAAAGCGGCGGGAGAGAGACAGCAAGGGACACAGGCAUUGAGGAUUCUUCUGUGACUACUUAGUUCCAUCGUUUUCUUACUUGCAAAGUAAACAGUGUUGAAUUGCGGUCGAAGGAAUUCUUAAAGAGAAGAAAAAAGCAUUGACAAGUGAAGAGUGUUCAGCUUUUCACUUUUCUGGGGUGAUGAUAGGAUUAAUUUAUCAUAAAGAUUUGUUGUUUUCCAUUUUGUCAGUGUCUUUUUUACAUAUACUGGUAAGCUGAAGGGUUAUUUACUCCUUUGUCAGUGCUGUGUAUAUGUUUGGUCAAAAAUUUACUAAUGGUGCCUGAAUUUACACUGACAUCACUCAGGUAGUCGAAUGACAGGAGAAGGUAAAUGCUAGAGCUGUGGCGUUGCCGUGGGGUAGUGUCUGCCUUGUAGAUGUUUGAAAUUCUAUAGCUAUUACGAGAGUAUUUUUUCUCAGUAAAAGAUAUUUUUUUCAUAGCCCCCUCCCUUUUUUUGAAGGGUAGCGAUUUUGCAUACAGCACAUUCUUAACAUAGCAGCAUACUGCAUUAUUAUUAAUGUUUGUACUCACUUUUGUCUGAAAUGCAAUGACUUCAGGAAAAUGGGAGUGAAGGUCUGAAUUCAUGAGGUCUGUAGCUCUUCCUAAUUGUGAGCUCCUACCACUUAUUUCUAAGUUUCAAUAAAAAGGUAGGUUUGAGCCAUUCUUCUUUGUUUUGAAUUUUUAAACAGGUUCUAUGAAAAAUAUAUUACACUUCGCAAGACUUGAUG